This is a messenger RNA of Rhineura floridana, 1878 nucleotides long. Its product is annotated as inosine-uridine preferring nucleoside hydrolase-like. Lineage: Eukaryota; Metazoa; Chordata; Lepidosauria; Squamata; Rhineuridae. The transcript is spliced from 6 exons. The record is from RefSeq and is a predicted model, not a curated record. Bases 199 to 1152 code for a protein of 317 amino acids. Gene Ontology annotation, molecular function: hydrolase activity, hydrolyzing N-glycosyl compounds.
GAGCUUGUGAUUGGCCAGUGAUUAGUGGGGCAUUCUGCCCUACCUAGGAAACAGUGAGCUGCGGUCCCUGUGACCGCAGGUAGGAGGCGAGGACGGGGGCCGAGGAAAGGGGGACUGUGAUUCAUUUAAAAAAAGGAACACAUCAGGGUCAUUUGCUGUAGUAUCUUCACAGUUGCUCCCUUUUUUGGCAUUUCUGAAAUGAAGAAACUUCUACUGGUUGAUGUUGACUGUGGUGUUGAUGAUGCUCAAGCUAUCAUGAUGGCUCUAGCAUCUCCCCAUGUUGAAGUCUUGGGGAUUACUUGCUGUUAUGGAAAUAGUCUUUUGGAAAAUACAUGUAGAAAUGUACUCCGUGUGUUAUAUGUUUGUAACAAGCUUGAGAUUCCAGUUUAUCCUGGUGCCUCUUCUCCGAUACUUGGUGGACCUGUGGAAGGGGCACUAUAUCAUGGAAAAGAUGGACUGGGUGAUGUUCCAGAUCCUAGUGCUCCAGGAUUGGAGCUUCUGCAAGAAGAACAUGCUGUGCAUGCAAUAUUAAGAACAGCCAAUGAACGACAAGGUCAGGUUUCUCUAGUUGCUACUGGCCCCUUGACAAAUUUAGCACUGGCAGUGAAAAUGGACCCAACACUUCCUAAGAAACUUAAAAGCGUGUUCAUCAUGGGAGGAAAUACAGAAUCCAGAGGAAAUACUACAGUCUGUGGAGAAUUCAAUUUUGUAAGUGACCCAGAAGCUGCUUACAUUGUCUUAAAUGAAUACACCUGUCCAACUUAUAUUGCAGCGUGGGAAUUCACAUGGUCCUGCCCACUGUCCUGGGAAUUCUACCAUGAAUGGGUUAAUCAGGAUACUGAGAAAGCCAAGUUCAUGAAGAAAAUAUCUGCUCAUUCUGUAGAAUAUGCAAAGAACUCUAGGGAACAUCCAGGCGAGGAAGAAUCAGCAUUUAUUUCUUGUGAUUCCUAUGCUAUGGCUGCUGCUAUGGAUGAGAACUUUGUAACAGAAGUCACAGUAAUUGGUGUAACUGUAGAGCUCAAUGGCUCACUGACUAGAGGAAUGAUGGUAGUGGAUUGGACUAACAAACUGAAAAAAGAAAACAAAGCUUUUGUAAUGAAAAAUUGUGAUUUAGGGAAGUUCCAGUCACUUAUGAUGGCUGCUUUAGAAUAAGAAAUGGUUUUAUGGAGGUUUCUUCCUCAGGUAUACAUCUGAUGGGUACCCUGAUCUUUGACGUUGCUGUUUCAUGACACUUCUCUUUCUGAUGGCUCCUGAUGGCCCAGUAUAGGGAGCUAAGAUAAUUACACUGUCAAGAGCAUGAGGAGCAACAUUAGGUCAGUAGGUAUUGCCACUGCCACCAUACAAUUAGUAUGGAUUCUGUCUUUUUAAAAAUCUGUAACAGCAUGAAUUUGUGAAACGUCCAGUUUAAACUUACACCAUUGAGAAGGAAUCCAUGAUACAUGAUAAAGCAUUUUGAUAGUUGUCCAAGAAUAUUUAAAGCCUUUGUCAUCUCGUAGACUGAAAUAGAUGCUUAUUGAUUUAUGUACAAAGAACAGGGAAAAUUUAAUUCAGGGAGUAAUGAGAUCUAGUACACACAUAUUGAGCACAAAAAUAAGCAUAACUUUGUUAUUACUUUAGUGCAUUAAAAUUGCCAUUAGUAGCAAUACUAUGUAUGAUAACUUUUAGGAAAGACACACCAAUUAUUUAACACAAGUUGAUUUUGUAUGAUAACCGCAGCUAGGAUAAGUUACACAAAAUAAGUGUUAGUGCUUUCAGCUGAAGGGAAAAAUAAAUUACAUAAAUAUGCCCUGUCAAUAUUGAGAGAAGGAAGAUAAAGCUGUAAUAAUUACUUUGAGAACUGGAAUUCUUUUAAUAAUUAUAAUAAAGCACAUACAUCUA